Messenger RNA from Vigna radiata var. radiata (mung bean), 1660 nucleotides. Its product is annotated as ubiquitin-like domain-containing CTD phosphatase 1. The transcript is spliced from 9 exons. Lineage: Eukaryota; Viridiplantae; Streptophyta; Magnoliopsida; Fabales; Fabaceae. The coding region runs from base 484 to 1374 and encodes 296 amino acids. Gene Ontology annotation, molecular function: phosphoprotein phosphatase activity. The record is from RefSeq and is a predicted model, not a curated record.
AAUUUUCUCGAAACGCUGAUAUCCCGUUUCAUCAAACACUUCAUAUGCGUUACCAUUGCAUCACUUUGUCCUAAAAGCCAAGGAGCCCAAUACGCAAUAGAUCUCAACUCCAUAAAAAACCUAAUCCACCCGCGCCACCAUCUCCAGCGCCACCAAAACAACUAAGGUCAACGGAGGAGCGAGGGUGCUGACCUUGCGCUGCCGCAGAGGACAUAGAAACGGUAGGCUCCGUCAACUGUCUCCAACAGCCAGAAAUGAAAUAACCCUAUCAAAGUACUUUCUGUAAGAAAUGUAGAGGAAUACUGAUAGGAGAUACAGAAGGAUUCGUAAGGCACAGAGAAAGUAAACUGUGUGUAUUAUUGAAUGCACCAGAAGGCAACGUAUAUAACAAGGUGUGUGUAUAAAAGAUCUGCCAAUUGAAAAUCAGUCUUGCAAUAGAGUACAUUUGGACAAAAGACAGUGGAACAGUAGAAGAUAUAUAGGAUGAAACCCCGCAGAAAGGAAAACAAAACAGUAGUUUGUGGCAUGCCAAAGGAAGGUAUAAAAAGUGCUACGAAUACUGAGUCAACUGUAUUAAAUGAAGCAAACAGUGGCAGACAGGUUUCUCGCCGUGAUGAAAUGAGGAAACUUUCUGUUUCUAAAAGUUCUAAAAGAAAGAAAAAAGUUAAGCGAAAAACUUUGCGGAUUUCUUUAGUUGAACCGCCAACUAUAUCUUUGAAGAAAAAGCUUAUUGUUCUUGAUCUAAAUGGGCUUCUUGUGGACAUUGUUUUUCCUCCUCCAAGGCAUCGUAAAGCAGAUGCAACCGUAGGACGUAAAGCACUAUUCAAGAGGCCCUUUUAUCUUGACUUCCUGAACUUCUGCUUUGAGAAGUUUGAAGUGGCUAUAUGGUCUUCAAGAACCAGGAAAAAUAUCAAUUAUGUCAUUAAUUAUUUGAUGGGAAAUAUGAAACAAAGGUUACUUUUUAGUUGGGAUCUUUCUUAUUGUACUAAAACAACAUUCAAAAGUCUCGAGAACAAGCACAAGCCAAUUGUUUUUAAAGAUUUGAGGAAAAUUUGGGAUCUUCCAUGGAAGAAUGGAUACUAUAAUGAAUCAAAUACGUUGCUGUUGGAUGAUUCUCCAUACAAGGCAUUACUUAAUCCUCCAUGCAACUCCGUGUUUCCGCACACAUUCAGCUUUCGGAAUCGGAGCGACAAUUCACUAGCUGCUGGAGGUGAUCUGCGAGAAUAUCUGGAUGGAUUGGCAAAUGCUGAAAAUGUACCGGAGUAUGUGGAGCAACACCCAUUUGGUCAAAGUGCUAUCGAUGAAAAAAGUGAAUCUUGGGACUUUUACAGCAAGGUUCUCGAUAGUCUUUCUACCUGGAAACCUGAAAAGUGAAAAAAAAAAUCCAAAUAAAUGGAUCAGUAGUCUUCUCCUUUAAUUUUUCUCAUCACAGCAGUUGUUUUCCCAUUCUUUAAAGUUAGGACAUCUUACAAAACAAUUUUUAUAUGGAAGAACAGCUGUAACAGCAAGAGGGCUAUAGAAUUGAAAGGAACAUUGAGUGAGACUUCAAAACUGUAGUAGUAUGUUUACCAUUGAAUUUUAAUUUAUUUUCAAUUCUUAGACACUAGCUAUAUUUAUAUAGGAACAUCUGUUUUAUUCAUCAGUACACAUAUUUGAUUUA